AUGGGCAACGGCGGCUCGGCCCUCAAGGUCUGCGCCGAGCACCAGGGAGGCAUCAACUGGCUGAGCCUGAGCCCCGACGGGCAGCGCCUGCUCACGGGCAGCGAGGACGGCACCGCGCGCCUCUGGAGCACGGCCGACAGCCAGUGCCACGGCCACCUCCAAGGGCACGAAAGCUACAUCACCUUUUGCCACCUGGAAAACGAGGCAGCCUUCACGUGCAGCGCGGAUCACACCAUUCGCAAGUGGGACGUGGUGACAGGCCAGUGCCUGGCCGUUUACCGGGGACACACGUCGAUUGUGAACAGGAUUUUAGUUGCCAAAGACUAUCUCUUCAGUGGCUCCUACGACAGGACGGCUCGCUGUUGGAGCGUGGACAAGGAGAAACAAAUCCAGGAAUUCCGGGGCCAUCGGAACUGUGUCCUGACUUUAGCUCACUAUUCCUCCAAGGAUGUUCUUGAAGAGGAGGAGGAGGAGGAGGAAGAGGAGGAGAAAGUGAGCAGGGACCUCCUGGUGACAGGUAGCACGGACUGCACUGUUAAGGUCUGGUGGGUGUCCAGUGGGCGCUGCUACCAGACUCUGCUGGGACACACUGGAGCUGUCUUAUGCCUUAUACUUGACGCACCAAACAGGGAGCUGUUUUCUGGCAGCACGGAUUACACCAUCCGAACGUGGAAUAUUGUCACUGGCGAGCAGCUGAAAGUGUUUAAAGAGCAUCAAGGAUCAGUAAUUUGUCUAGAGCUGGUGAAUCGGCACUUGUACUCGGGCAGCGCGGACAGGACAGUGAAGUGCUGGCUGGUGGACACUGGGGAGCGCAUCCAGACGUACAAGGCGCACAAGCACAGCGUUAGCACUUUGAAAUACCACGCUGGGAUCUUGUUCACGGGAAGCGGCGACGCCUGCGCCAGGGCUUUCAACUCCCGCAGCGGGGUCCUGCAGAAGAUCUUCCGAGGACACAAGUUCAUCAUCAACUGCAUCCAGAUCCACAACGAGCUCUUGUACACGGCUUCCCACGACGGCACGCUGCGGAUUUGGGACAUCCGGGGAAUAUGCAAGAGAAACAAGCGCCGUCUGAAGAAGGACAGAUCCGCCCAGGGCCGCGGCUCUCAGAAGGGCAGCCUGUCCCGGCUUUUCAACAACAAAGUCGGCUGCAUCGUCCAGCAGGAAAACGGGGAACACGAGGCCGUGGAACUCAUGUGA
Tinamus guttatus (white-throated tinamou) is the source of this 1197-nucleotide messenger RNA. It is a transcript of the gene WDR86, whose product is annotated as WD repeat domain 86. Lineage: Eukaryota; Metazoa; Chordata; Aves; Tinamiformes; Tinamidae. Gene Ontology annotation, molecular function: protein binding. The record is from RefSeq and is a predicted model, not a curated record.